AAUUCAACGCUAUGGAACUCGGAGUUCUAUCUGGAGCCAGCCGCCUUCGUACGGGGAUUCCAUGCUCACUUGCUGACGAAACUCCUUGCCAUGGUGGCUCACACCGCGUCUUCAAAGUUGUUUUUGAAGAUUCCAUACAGUGGGCUGCCCGGCUUUGCGAUGAUUCUAGAAAUUGGAAAAGCGAAUUGCGUGCUGUUAAACAAUUUCAAUAUAUCAAAAGGCAAUGCCCAAACAUGAAAGCGCCAAAUCUUUUUGUCGAAGAACAAUACCCAGUGCUGUACUCGGAAUGGAUCAGUGGCAAGCCGCUAGCAAUUUGGAAUUAUCAAGUCUCUUUGGUCAAACGCCAGAGAAUCCUGACUGACCUGGCGGAAUUUCUGUUGCAAAUAUGGACCAUCCAUGUCCCUCCUGACUUUGCUCCAGAGAAGAAUCGUUCGUACUCUGUCUGGCUGACAGAGAGUCUGGAUCGAGGUCUUCGUCGAACUCUCACUGGUACCGCAAGAUGGGGCAAUGCUGUUGAUUAUCUGAUCAUGCGAUCUAUGAUCCCAGACUACGCUGCUGAGUUCGAUAGCUACUCUGAUUUUGGCUUUACCCAUGGUGAUCUGAAUGCUCAUAACAUCAUGAAAAGUGACGACUUUCACCUGACAGGGAUCAUUGACUGGGAUUGGAUGUUUGUGGCCCCUCUACCAGCCAUUAUUCACCAUCCUUGGUUCAUUGCCGAUAUUCCCGGAUGGAAGAAUGAUGCUGUGGCAGAGGGUGAAAACUUCACCCAAGACCGACUUUACCUUGAAAAUCUGAUUAGGGUGAAAGAAUCUUCGCAGCACCUGCCUCCCACGAUAUCGGCCCUGCUGUGCGAUUCCGGGAAGAGAUUAUUUUUCCAGUCGGCCUUCCACUAUAAAGAAAUUCAUGAGAGGUUUGUUAAGGCGCACUGUCCACAUACAGAAGGCAAUAUCAGGGCUGCAAAAUUACAAUUAGAGGCAGUACUUUCUUUGUACCCUGAGUUGGGAGAUAAACAAGGCGUGCUGGGAACCAAGCAAUUUCUUGCGGGAAUGAUGUAA
This is a messenger RNA of Penicillium egyptiacum, 1055 nucleotides long. The record is from the annotation of a GenBank genome assembly. NCBI's taxonomy places the organism in Eukaryota, Fungi, Ascomycota, Eurotiomycetes, Eurotiales, Aspergillaceae.